UGGGAUUGCCCCGCGACCCCUGGAAGAGCGGGGCUGUUUUGAGGUCCUCGCCUUAACUUGGGCCCAUUCCUGACUCUCCAGCAAUUUCCUUUCCAUUUUAUGCAGGAAAAAGUAGGUGACAGCGCCUACAGAAAAAUGGUUGCCAUUGAGGUUGGGGAUUCGUUGGGGAGGGGGACAGAACAGAUUUGGUCUUCUUUCACUCCUUUCGUUUCCAUAUUCCCUUGCCCCGCCUCCCCCCCUCCCUUUUCAGAGGUUCGAAAGAGGUGUGGUUUUUGCUGGGAAAAUGGCCGACCGCUGGGGUUGGGGGUGGGGGAAGGGAGGGCCAGUGUCGGCCAAGUCCUGAGAAGUGGGGGUAGUGUGAGAGACAAAAAGGUGGAAUCCGUAUGACAACUAGAACCCUGGAUUCGGAAAAGCGAGUGUUCUGUCCUCAGAGCUAUCCUUCUCUGCCGUGUCGCCAAUCUGCCUGUGGAUCUUCCAACUGCAGGCCAGUCCGUAGAGUGAGGCAGAACCCCAGGAGGAGGAAGAGGAGAAUUGUGCAGAACCAAGUUGCAGCACGCAGUGCACCUCGAGGCAAGAAAGAGGAGAGGUCCGGCUUUAUCUUCAGCAGCAGCUGAGCCUGCCAGCAGUAGCUGAAGACUCCGCUCCCCGCCGUGCGCACACUCCUCUGAGCAGGAAUAAGACGGCUCUGAGCCAGGGUUCAAAGAUUUGCACCAGCUGUUAAGAUGGGCCGCACUCGGGAUGCUGGCUGCGUGGCCGCGGGCGUGGUGAUUGGGGCUGGCGCCUGCUACUGCGUGUACAAACUGACUUGGGGAAGAGAUGAGAGUGAGAAAAUCUGGGACAACGACGACGAGGAGUGCAGUGAUAGGGCAGAAACUGUGGUCAGGACUGAGAAAGAAGAUAAGGCUAAGGCUGGGGCUGGGGCGGGAGCCACGCUUCAGGCUGACAUAGUGGGGAAGGCUGAGGUGGGCUUGGGAGUCAAGAGUGGUCCAGGUGUAAAGGCAGAGGCCCUUUUAAGGGCCCAGAGCGGGGGUGGCCUAGAGGCCAAGGCCAAAGCCCUUUUCAACGCCCUGAAGGAACAGGCAAGUGCAAAGGCAGGCAGAGGGAGCAGGGUAGGUGCCAGCUCUGGGACCAGGACUCUUGCAUCAAGUUUACCCUGCCCAGGAGGCAGGGGUGGAGGCUGCCAUCCAACUAGGAGCGGGGCCAGGACUGGGAGCAGGGCAAGUGGAAAACCUAAGGGAAAGGCCAAAAGCAAGGGCCCCAAGGCUCCAGCUGCAGCAGUGCCUAUCCGCAGGACCAAGUUCAACUUCCCCUAUAAAAUUGAUGAUAUUCUGGGUGCUACUGACCUUCAAAAGGUCCUUAACAUCCUGGAGAGAACAAAUGAUCCUUUUAUUCAAGAAGUAGCCUUGGUUACUCUUGGUAACAAUGCAGCAUAUUCAUUUAAUCAAAAUGCCAUUCGUGAAUUGGGUGGUGUCCCAAUUAUUGCAAAACUCAUAAAAACGAAAGACCCCAUUAUUAGGGAAAAGACUUAUAAUGCCCUUAAUAACUUGAGUGUAAAUGCUGAAAAUCAGGGCAAGAUUAAGACCUAUAUCGGUCAAGUGUGUGAUGAUACCAUGAUCUGUCGUUUAGACUCAGCUGUGCAGAUGGCUGGACUAAGACUCUUAACCAACAUGACUGUGACUAAUCAUUAUCAACAUUUGCUUUCCUAUUCUUUUCCAGACUUUUUUGCUUUGUUAUUCCUAGGAAAUCACUUCACCAAGAUACAGAUUAUGAAACUAAUUAUAAACUUCACUGAAAAUCCAGCCAUGACAAGAGAGCUGCUCAGUUGUAAAGUACCAUCAGAAUUGAUUUCCCUCUUUAAUAAAGAAUGGGAUAGAGAGAUUCUGCUUAAUAUCCUUACCAUAUUUGAGAAUAUAAAUGACAACAUAAAAAAUGAAGGGUUUGCAUCAUCCAGGAAGGAAUUCAGCAGAAAUUCCCUUUUUUUCUUAUUCAAAGAAUCUGGGGUGUGUGUUAAGAAAAUCAAAGCAUUAGCAAAUCACAAUGAUAUGGUAGUGAAAGUAAAAGUCCUAAAAGUAUUGACCAAACUCUAAUUAGGGGUCUGUCCCAAAUUGUAAUGUGGUAUUUUUUUAGUUUGCACUUGGGAACAAUAUAUUUUGCAAAUUCUUUGUUUUCACUGUGCUCACAUGGCAAAGGGAUCCUUUCAGCUGCCAUUUUGAAAUAAUAAAUAUCACAUAUUAUCAACAAUGAUGCUAGUUGUUCAGUCUGGUUUAGACUUAACCAUUUUAAGGAUGCCAGGUGACUAUUAAAGCUUGUACAAACAAAGCAUUUAUUGAUUUGAUCUUGCUACCUAGAUUGAGAUGUUUUUAUUCUUUACAUAAAUGACAGUGAACUAAUUAUACAUCAUAAAUAAGCUACACUUUUGUAUUGGUUUACAUUUGUUAAUCUAAGAGUUGUGUUUCAUCAAUAAAGUUGUGUUUUAAGCAGUAAAACAAA
Messenger RNA from Choloepus didactylus (southern two-toed sloth), 2490 nucleotides. RefSeq names its product armadillo repeat containing X-linked 1 (gene ARMCX1). The transcript is spliced from 3 exons. Lineage: Eukaryota; Metazoa; Chordata; Mammalia; Pilosa; Megalonychidae. Gene Ontology annotation, cellular component: mitochondrion. The record is from RefSeq and is a predicted model, not a curated record. Bases 723 to 2087 code for a protein of 454 amino acids. Gene Ontology annotation, molecular function: protein binding.